Molecule: messenger RNA, 1314 nt
Organism: Spinacia oleracea (spinach)
Lineage: Eukaryota; Viridiplantae; Streptophyta; Magnoliopsida; Caryophyllales; Amaranthaceae
Exons: 1
Coding region: 1-1314 (437 amino acids)
Molecular function (GO): zinc ion binding; nucleic acid binding
Source: RefSeq, a predicted model, not a curated record
AUGGCCGACGAACUGGCGGUUAUCUGCUCCAACCUACACCUAGAGGAUGGCAAAGAGGAUGUGGUGGACCUAGGGGCGGUAGUCUCAACGGAACAUGAUGAAAGGGUUUCUCUCAUGCUUGUUGGGAAACUUGUGGCUGAUAGGGGGUUUAAUGUGGAGGCUUUCAAACGGACCAUGACCCAGGCAUGGUCGUUGGUGGGAAAGGUGAUUAUUCGUGGACUAGGAUCAAACCGGUUUGUGUUUCAGUUCUUCCAUUGGCGGGAUAAAGAAAAGGUGCUAGCAGGGAGACCGUGGUGCUUCGAACAAAACCUCCUCCUCCUAAGCGAAAUAACGGGUAAAGAGCAACCGGAUGAGGUGGUGUUAACCCACUCCCCGUUCUGGAUACACUUUGAAAAUUUACCCUUUAACUGUCGGUCGGAUGCACAUGUAAAAGCGUUGGCGGCUAAUAUGGGGGAGAUAAUCGAGAUCGAGGAAGAUGUUUUGGGGAUUGAGAAGGAUAGGAGGGUGCGUGUAUUGCUUGAUGUAAGGAAACCGUUGCGACGCGUCCAGAGCAUUAUGAACAGGGAAGGGGUGCCAAUGAAGGUUAAGAUUAAAUAUGAACGCCUACCCUUUUUCUGUUUUAUGUGUGGGGUGAUGGGUCAUGGGGAGAGAGAUUGUUCUACUGUCUCUGAAGAGCAACAAAAGAAGGGACCAAGAUGGGGGGUGGAGUUGAAGGCAUCACCACGGAAAGGGCAUAUGAACAAUAAGGAGGAAACAAAGGAGCUAUAUGCAGCAAGGAAGACCCUUUUUGUUACCAAGAGGGCAAUGGAGAAUGCCCCCAAUACGGGGGAACAUGCCAAGGCUGUAGAGAAAGGUGGAGAAAGCUCAAAAAGCGGGUCUGUGACAAAAGUGGAUGUUCAGGAGGUAACGGGGGGCAAAGAGAAGGAGUCAAAUCCUAAGGUGGAUGAAAGGGGGAUGACUGAUGGUCGUGAGCAACCAAAUACUGUAUCCCAAGAAAGGGGAAAGGUGCCGAACACUAUUACACUACAUGAGGGCGCCCCGACGAACCUGCCUUUUGUGUUCUCUAGCGGUUCAUCUUCCACAUCCAGAACCAAGCUACGGAAAGUGAAGCUAACAAAGGAGGUAGGUAAAAGAAGAAUGGCGGAGAGUAGUGGAGCAGUUAGUAUAGACGUGGGGGAGAAAAGGAAAAUAGAAGGGGGUGGAGUUGAUGUAGAGAUGGAGGAGUGUGAGGAGGGGAACAUGAGAGUAAAGGUUUGUGUGUCUGAAGUAGGAGGUCAUGUCGAUGUCCAAGUAGCGGAGGUUGGGUUUGGCUAA